Messenger RNA from Truncatella angustata, 2691 nucleotides. RefSeq names its product phosphatidate cytidylyltransferase. The record is from RefSeq and is a predicted model, not a curated record. Bases 1 to 2691 code for a protein of 896 amino acids. Gene Ontology annotation, biological process: dolichyl monophosphate biosynthetic process. Gene Ontology annotation, cellular component: endoplasmic reticulum membrane. NCBI's taxonomy places the organism in Eukaryota, Fungi, Ascomycota, Sordariomycetes, Amphisphaeriales, Sporocadaceae. Gene Ontology annotation, molecular function: dolichol kinase activity. The transcript has 3 exons.
AUGCCUGAGCACCUGAGCUCUUCGACAGCUCCGCGACCGAAUGCGAUAGCCCAAUUGCAAGACGAGAAUGAGGCCCUGAGACUACUCUCCAGGUCGCCGCAUCCUUAUCAUCGGCAGAAAUCAGAACUUCUCGAGCCCUCAGAUAGAUUCUCGAGCUCGACUACGGCGCCUCCAGGUUACCGGUCGAGCGUCAACGGCAACCAACCCCGGAGUCGGACUUCGUUUCCGGCCGUAUCCCGCGAGACCACGCCGACAGCCAGUGACAGCGGCACCGAGGCUGAUGAUGAGCAUUUCCUCAAGGGGCUGCCGGCUCCGCGAACAAAACUGCACAAGGGCCUGCGGGGGCACAAUGAGCUGCUAUCCGGAACGUCCUCACCACUGCCAUCCCCGGCACUACCGGAAGACGAAUAUAGACGGAACUUCUCAAAACGCAACAGAGUCAUCGUGCGGCGGCUCACUGAGCUGAUUUUGCUAGGAUCACUUGGCACAUUGGUUUACUCAAAUGACCAGGCCCGCCCGGUACUUUACGCAUGGCGCAAAGAGCUCUUUGUGAGUUUAGGUAUUGCGAGUCUCCUAGCAGCUUUGUAUCCGUUGAGGGUAGUGUGCUGGGCCUAUCGGCACCGGAAUCCAUCCAGGCGGAUACCUCUCACCGUCACCACCAACUUCGACCCUGCACCACUUUUGUACCCUAUAGCCAUCACACUGCUUGUUUCGUCGCUCAUAUCGAUCGACAAUGACAAGGUUCUGCUUCCAAACAUCAUCUUAUCGCUAUGCGUCAUACCGCCUGUCCUCAUACCAAAGUUACUCAGUGCAGAUCUUUGCAGCCCAUUGCACUGGCUGAUUUCUUGUGCACCCAUCGUCGUCUCACAAACAAGAGGUCAUGAACCGGCGUCAUCCCCAGACACGAGCCACCAACAUGCAUCAGUUCAACUUGAAAGUCUCGUACUGUUGUAUCCUCUACAUCAAUACUUGUGCAUUACUCUGCAAUCCCUUACCACAACUAGUCUGUUGACUGCGGAGCUCCAACUCCUGUCUGUGGCGCUCAUCAAUGUGCUGUUGUUGUCGUCCUCGCCACAGAUCACAAUUAUCAAAGCGAUGCUAUGGGUGGGCGGCCUUGACAUUCUAGUAUCAUGUACACGCAUUAUUCUAUGGGGUAUCGCCCUAGCUCGCGUACCCAAGUGGCGCUUCAGACGCACUGAGAAUUCGGCGAAACGACACACUUCAUUUCUCUCAGCCCUUAUGUCAUGGAAGAGAGUUCGCCAUGACUUGUUUCGUGCGCCUAUGGACGGCUCUUCAUGCAGCUCAUGCGAAAACGUUGAUGAUGCCGAAGACAGCGAUGGCGCAGGUGGCCAUGCGUCAAAAGGGUUAUCCCGGGUCAAGACAGCAACGCUUGGUGGUGCGGACUCAACCGGCCUUGAUGGUCCAUUUUCAGGUUCAGAGCAUAAAAAGUCUGCAGUCCGUUUCGAACCCACUGAAGCCAAACAGACAGUUCACCGAAGGAGGCAUACAUUACCCUUUAUCGACAAAGUACUAAAGAAGUCAUAUACACAUACACCAUCAGGACGGAGGAAGAGAUCAUCCUCGUCAUCAGUAAGAGCGUUCUUCGCACUGACCCAGGAACAAGCCACAACUAGAAAGUGGCUUUAUGCUCUAUACGUCUACGUCUGCAUUGCUGCCACGGUGUUCUUUCCAAGCCCAAUAGUUGGUGUGAAGGACUUUGUGCAAGAGCAUGCACUAAAAGGCUAUGAGCCAAUAGGCUGGGCUCUAGGCUAUCUAUUUGGAGACCUGAACUGUUUUAGGUGGCAGGUCGUAAGCCAUCUCCUUGAAAGAUGGAUAUGUCUCCCUCCGCGCGUCGCUCUCGGUGACGAUCAAGGCCUGGGCUGGGUGCAAUACCUUCGACAUGCAGUUUUCGGGGAAGCCAACACUCGCCUACUCCUGAGUGGUUACUACGUCAUCGUUUUGAUAAUCGGACUUCUUAUCGUCUUCAAGCUGUCGCCCAAGUACGAAGUGGACACGCGAAGAAAGGUGUUCCACUUCAUGAUGGUAGCCAUGCUCGCCCCGUCGAUCUACAUCGAUCCAGCAUUUGUGGCACUGGCAUUGUCGAUCGUUCUUUCCCUCUUCUUAAUUCUCGAUCUACUUCGCGCAAGCCAACUUCCGCCUCUUUCGAAGCCGCUCGCAUCAUUCCUUGCCCCGUAUGUGGACGGAAGAGAUUUGAGAGGCCCUGUCGUCAUCUCGCACAUUUUUCUUCUAAUCGGGUGUGCCAUUCCUCUCUGGCUAUCGCUAGGGUCUCUUCCACGUACGGGAACAGGUUAUAUGGAAGGUUGGGAAGUGCCAACUCGUGAAGUGAGCAUGGUGGCCGGUGUCAUCUGCGUUGGUUUGGGUGAUGCAGCUGCCUCUCUAAUCGGCCGCCGUUACGGACACCGCAAGUGGCUAUGGGGCGGCGGUAAAAGCCUUGAGGGCAGCGUCGCCUUUGCGGCCGCGGUAUUUCUCGGGCUCAUGGCAGCUCAUAUCUGGCUCAAAGUCGGCGGGUGGCCUACUGCUACCCCUCUGGAUUCGUUGCCGGUGACGAUCAGCAAGACUACAAUAUGUGCAAGCACAGCUAGUCUUACGGAAGCGGUGUUGACAGGUGGUAAUGACAACGUAGUCGUACCGGUGGUGUUAUGGACUUGCGUGAAGGGUUUCGGCAUUUAG